AUGCCACCGAAGAGAAACAAUGCUCAGGGAGAACCAGCAACUGAGGAGCCGGGAGAUGCGAGAGUAGAGCUUGUAGUAGGAGAAGUCACCAAGCUCAAAGCCGUAGUUGAGGAGCUUGUUGCACAAUCAUUGCAGAACCAGAAUCAGAUGGAAACGUUACGUAAGGAGGCCGCUGAAAAUCAGAUGAAGCUGCUCAAUCUCAUGUCAACAUUUUCGAAGGAAUUUGAGGAAAAAGGUGAAGGCCAGGGAUCAGUAACAAAAGGAAAGUCGAGUCCUGGAACAGUGAAGUCCAGUGGGAAUCGAAGUUUGAGACAACUCGAAGGAGAUGAUUUGGAGGAAUUUCGUCAAUCGAUGAAGAAAAUUGAGUUACCAUCGUUUUAUGGGGAAGAUCCAGCAGGGUGGAUUGCUAGGGCUGAAAUUUAUUUCAACGUUCAAGAGACACGAGAAGCUGUUCGAGUGAGUCUUGCUCAACUUUGUAUGGAAGGGGGUACGAUACAUUUUUUUCAAUCUCUGUUAAAUGAGUAUGAAAAUCUGUCAUGGGAGGACUUGAAGAGAGAGUUAUUGGAGAGGUAUGGUGGAAGGGGAGAAGGAAGUGUUUAUGAUCAAUUGACCUCGUUGAAGCAAACUGGGGUUAUGGAGGAUUACAUUCGAAACUUCGAGUGUCUGAUUGCUCAGGUGCCUAGUAUGCAAGAUGAGCAAUACUUCUCGUACUUUACACAUGGAUUGAAGGACGAACUCCGGGCAAGGAUGCGAAGUAUACAUGUUGCGAAUCCUCUUUCCAGGGGACGAAUGAUGAAUGUAGCUCGUGCUAUUGACGUAGAAAUCUAUGGUAGGAGCAGGGGGUGGCAGGGAAGAGGUGAGACACGUGGAGAGGGAAAGACCCAACUUGGAACUCGACCCGUUUCUCAUGUGUUGGGUAAAACCGGCCCAUGGCAGAAUAAUGGAAGUUGGGGAGGAAAAGGGUCAAGCCCAAGUGCACAAAAUGAUGGGGGUGAGAACAGCAAAAAUGGGCCCAAGGAUAGAGGGGCUCGUCACCUUUCUUAUCAGGAGUUGUUGGAAAGAAAGAAAAAGGGUUUAUGUUUUAAGUGUGGAGGUUCAUUUGGACCGCUCCAUCAGUGUCCCGUUAAACAACUUCGGGUCAUAAUGAUUGAUGAGGAGAUACGAGUCGAAUGCGAAGAAAAUGAAGAGAAGAUAAUAGAAGAUACUGCAGAUGACGUUAACGAUGUCGAAGGGGCAUGUACUGCAUUGAGUUUGUACUCUAUGACGAAAGGGAAGGAGGAACAACCACGAACGAUGAAGUUGCGAGGAAAGGUGGGUGAAAUCCCAAUGAUGUUUCUAGUAGACAGUGGAGCAAUCCACAACUUUAUCUCACGGAAGUUGGUUGAAGCCUUGGGUUGGGAAUGGGAAAGGACGCAACACAUGAAAAUUUUGAUGGGAGACGGGCAUAAAUCUGAAACUCAAGGUGUAUGUCGCGGAAUGAGGGUGACAUUCGAUGAAGGGGAAUUUGUACUUGAUGCUUUUCUCUUCGAUUUGGAGGACAUGGAUAUGGUAUUGGGAAAAAAGGGAAAUAAAAAAGAUGGGUUGAGCCAAGAACAGAGACGUGUGCUAAAUGAUGUGUUGCAGAAUUUUGCGGAGGUGUUUGAUGAACCCAAGGGGCUGCCACCUGUACGUGCGAAGGAACAUAGUAUCAACCUUCAACCAGGGCAAGGUCCCAUUAACGUGAGGCCGUACCGUUAUGCCUAUCACCAGAAAAAUGAAAUUGAGAAACAAGUGAGGGAAUUAAUGGAGGUGGGUCAUGUGAGGCAUAGCCAAAGUGCAUAUUCCAGCCCAGUUAUUUUAGUAAAGAAGAAAAACAACAAGUGGCGCAUGUGUGUGGAUUAUAGAGCACUAAAUAAGGCCACGAUACCGGACAAAUUUCCUAUUCCAGUGAUAGAAGAGCUUUUGGAUGAAUUACAUGGGGCCAAAUUCUUCUCAAAAUUGGAUCUUCGUUCGGGCUACCAUCAAGUGCGGAUGAGAAAGGAGGAUAUCCCGAAAACAGCCUUUAGAACACACGAGGGGCAUUACGAAUAUCUCGUAAUGCCGUUUGGGCUUAUGAAUGCCCCUUCCACUUUCCAAGCACUUAUGAAUGAAGUAUUCCGCAAUUGGCUAAGGAAAGGAGUAUUGGUGUUUUUUGAUGAUAUACUCAUAUAUAGUAAGGGCUGGGAAGAACAUUUGCAAUUGCUGGAAAAGGUGUUGAGUACGUUGAGGGCCAAUAAGUUAUUUGCGAACAAGGAAAAGUGCACGUUUGGGCAAGAAAGUAUCGAAUACUUGGGUCAUAUUAUAUCGAUACAAGGAGUUGCGGUUGACCCAAAUAAAGUGAGUAGUGUUAUUGAUUGGCCUAUCCCUACGAAUGUGAAGGGAGUCCGCGGGUUUUUGGGGCUUACGGGAUAUUACCGUAAAUUCAUUAAAGAUUAUGUGUGA
This is a messenger RNA of Vigna unguiculata (cowpea), 2460 nucleotides long. RefSeq lists its product as uncharacterized. Gene Ontology annotation, biological process: proteolysis. The record is from RefSeq and is a predicted model, not a curated record. NCBI's taxonomy places the organism in Eukaryota, Viridiplantae, Streptophyta, Magnoliopsida, Fabales, Fabaceae. Gene Ontology annotation, molecular function: aspartic-type endopeptidase activity.